UCUGGGUGUUGCGUUCGCAACGACGGUGGUGGAUGCUUUCAGACCAGUCGACGAGGCUGCUCGCACACACUCUCCACCUGGCUGAAGUAUAGUCCAGAUAGCCCCAGGCUUUCGGCAUUAUCGCCAACUACAAAGCCGAUUCUUGGCCAGUCACUUCAACCAAAUUAUGUUUUCCAUCGACAGUAUCUACCAGCAAUCGUAGGUACUGAAGCACAGCCGUUUUACCAGCAAGUAAACCGGCCUGCGAAGAUUCCUUAUCUGGAGAAGGAGUCGAAAAUGGAGGUCACGGGACGGACAAUUGGGCUGGCGGGCAGAAACAAGAUUAAAUGGAAACCAUUGCGAUCACAGAUUUCCAAAGACCACAGUCAUUCUCUUUCCAGUGCUAAUUCUCAUCUGCUGCCUCUCUUGCGUUAUAAUCCAGAGUAUUAUAUCGUCGAUCUCAAAACCAACGCCUCUUUCACUAAACUAUACACUUCUACAAAUAUGGUACCCUUUUUCGGCCGCUCGGAGACUCCGCUGCAGCCUGAUCACGAUUUACGUCGGCGGGGAUCUGCAGAUUCUGAUGCAUAUCUUUUUUCAGAGUCUUUGAAACUGAAGGAUCCUCCUAGAAUCUUCUCGGAUGUCGAGCCUUACUCAUUACAUUCCAAGGCUCUUGGAUCCACAGGUUCAGGAACUCUCACCAAGCUGUCUAGACAACUACGCAAAUUGAAUCGGUCGUUAGGCUGGUCACUGGAAGGAGGCAUUUUCAGGCCAAAAAUAGCUCUGAUGGAAGCAAAAAAUGAGAAAAAUCAAAUUAAUCGCGGACUUCUGAGAGUUGGGGGGUCGGAUGCGUUAGAAGAUUAUUACAUUGACACAUUUCUUUCAUCUGUGACGUCCCAAAAUUUGGUGGCAGGUGAUUCCAAAAUUAUCGGCAGUCAGUUUAGCAAAAGCAGGACUGAUGCUCGUGGUGAUUGGUCUGUGGCCCGAGAUCCGAGGAGCUCCAGUGCUGGAAAAGAGCGCCAGAUAGGUCCCGUUUGCGGCCUCGACCCCGAUUUCUGCCUCGAUCCCCAGUCCGUUGGUGCCUUUGCCUGGUCUCUAGAGGAUGUGACCAAGUGGCCGGUGAGCGUCCGCCCAAUCAGUCAAAUUUCACAAUUAAAUUGA
Protopolystoma xenopodis is the source of this 1140-nucleotide messenger RNA. NCBI's taxonomy places the organism in Eukaryota, Metazoa, Platyhelminthes, Monogenea, Polystomatidea, Polystomatidae. The record is from the annotation of a GenBank genome assembly.